AUGGCGGCGCCCCCGCCACAGGCCGCCCUCAAGACCGGAAGUGAAGCCGGGGGCGCCGGAAGUGAGGCCGCGGAACCCACGAGGACCCGGAAGUCGGCGCGAGGACGGAGCGGGCGCGCGUGUGCGCGCAGGCAGAGUGUCUCACGCAUGCGCCUUCGGCCGGCUGGCGCCUGGUCCCCCGCCCGUUGGGCUGGGCCCGCCGUCAUGGCGGCCGCGCUGCUGCAGCUGCUGGCGUCGUCGUCGUCGUCGCCGCUCCGCCGCGGCCUGAGGCGACGGUGGCUCCCGGGCUGGAGCCGGGGGCCCGGACCGCUGCCCUGCGACCACAGCCGGACCAGCGAGGCAGUCCUAAAGAGAUUACUGUCGAGAACCCUAUCCCCUACCUUUCACGGAAUCAGUGGAUUAUUACUUCAGCAGCAUUUAAUUAGAAAUCCAGUCAGCCUCUGGAAACUCUUAGGUGGUACUUACUAUUUUAGUACCUCCAGAAGGCAGCAAAAGAAUAAGGGGAAUGAAGAAGCCAAAGGGAAAGCACCAGAAGAUGACGAAGAGGAAAAAAAGCGGAAAGAGCGAGAAGAUCAGAUAUAUCGGGAGCGGCUGCGGACCUUGUUUGUCAUUGCUGUUGUCAUGAGCCUACUGAACUCCCUCAGCACUAGUGGGGGCAACAUUUCCUGGAGCGACUUUGUGAAUGAGAUGUUGGCAAAGGGGGAGGUCCAGAGGGUCCAGGUGGUUCCCGAGAGCGAUGUGGUGGAAAUCUAUCUGCACCCAGGAGCUGUCGUAUUUGGACGACCUCGGCUUGCCCUGAUGUACCGAAUGCAGGUGGCAAACAUUGACAAGUUUGAGGAGAAGCUGCGAGCUGCUGAAGACGAACUGAACAUCGAAGGGAAAGACAGGAUCCCCGUCUCCUACAAGCGCACAGGCUUCUUUGGAAAUGCACUUUAUGCCUUGGGAAUGACGACUGUGGGUGUGGCCAUACUGUGGUACAUAUUCCGCCUUGCUGGGAUGUCAGGAAGGGAAGGCGGAUUCAGUGCCUUUAACCAGCUGAAAAUGGCACGCUUUACAAUUGUGGAUGGAAAGUCUGGGAAAGGAAUCAGCUUCAAAGAUGUAGCUGGAAUGCACGAGGCCAAGUUGGAAGUUAAAGAAUUUGUGGAUUAUCUGAAGAGCCCAGAGCGCUUCCUCCAGCUUGGUGCCAAGGUCCCAAAGGGCGCUUUGUUGCUUGGCCCUCCAGGAUGCGGAAAGACGUUGUUGGCUAAAGCAGUAGCUACAGAAGCCCAAGUGCCUUUCCUGGCGAUGGCAGGCUCAGAGUUUGUGGAAGUUAUAGGAGGCCUCGGAGCUGCUCGGGUGCGCAGCCUCUUCAAAGAAGCCCGGAACCGGGCCCCCUGUAUCGUGUACAUUGAUGAAAUCGAUGCCGUGGGCAAGAAACGCUCUACCUCCAUGUCCGGCUUCUCCAAUACUGAGGAAGAACAGACGCUGAAUCAGCUCUUGGUUGAAAUGGAUGGAAUGGGAACCACGGAUCAUGUCAUCGUGCUGGCGUCCACCAAUCGAGCUGACAUUCUGGAUAAUGCCCUGAUGAGGCCGGGAAGGCUGGACAGGCACAUUUUCAUUGAUCUCCCCACGCUUCAGGAGAGGAGGGAGAUAUUUGAACAGCACCUGAAGAGUCUGAAGUUGACGCAGACCGGCACUUUUUAUUCCCAGCGCCUAGCGGAGCUCACUCCCGGGUUUAGUGGAGCCGACAUUGCAAACAUAUGUAAUGAAGCCGCACUGCACGCUGCGAGAGAGGGAUACAAAUCCAUCGAUACGUUCAGCUUUGAAUACGCUGUGGAGCGAGUAAUUGCAGGUACUGCCAAAAAGAGCAAGAUUCUCUCCAAGGAAGAGCAGAGGAUUGUGGCAUUUCACGAGUCAGGGCAUGCUUUGGUUGGCUGGCUGCUGGAACACACAGAGGCGGUGAUGAAGGUGUCCAUCGCUCCCCGGACAAACGCGGCCCUGGGUUUUGCUCAGAUUCUUCCGAAGGACCAGUAUCUCUUUACAAAGGAGCAGCUCUUCGAAAGGAUGUGCAUGGCACUGGGAGGCCAAGUGUCUGAAGCCCUCUCCUUUAACAAGGUGACUUCAGGGGCACAGGAUGACUUGCGAAAAGUCACUAAGAUAGCCUAUGCCAUGGUGAAGCAGUAUGGGAUGGUACCCACCGUCGGGCCUGUUUCCUUCCCGGAACUGGAGAGCACCCCAGGAAUUGGACGGCGCCCUUUCAGCCAAGGGCUUCAGCAGAUGAUGGACCAUGAAGCCAAACUGCUGGUCGCCAAGGCCUACCGGCGCACUGAGAAAGUGCUUCAGGACAACGUAGACAAGUUACACGCGUUGGCGAAUGCCUUAUUGGAGAAGGAAGUGAUAAACUACGAGGAUAUUGAGACCCUGAUCGGGCCCCCUCCUCACGGACCUAAAAAGCUGAUCUCCCCUCAGAAGUGGAUCGAUGCCGAGAGAGAGAAGCAGGACCCGGGGGAAGAGGAAGCCCCCCAGCGAGGCCGGCCCAGGGAGGAGGAAUGAGAGGAGGAGGAGGAGGAGGAGGAGGAAGAGCGUUCUGACCUCUCCUGGGAGGGAAGGAGGGUUUGGGACUUUCUCCAGACACCAGUAAAUUAAUUUCCUUUUC
Tachyglossus aculeatus (Australian echidna) is the source of this 2635-nucleotide messenger RNA. RefSeq names its product SPG7 matrix AAA peptidase subunit, paraplegin (gene SPG7). The transcript has 17 exons. Gene Ontology annotation, molecular function: ATP hydrolysis activity; zinc ion binding; ATP binding. Gene Ontology annotation, cellular component: m-AAA complex; membrane. The record is from RefSeq and is a predicted model, not a curated record. Lineage: Eukaryota; Metazoa; Chordata; Mammalia; Monotremata; Tachyglossidae. Bases 1 to 2532 code for a protein of 843 amino acids. Gene Ontology annotation, biological process: protein-containing complex assembly; mitochondrial protein processing.